Molecule: messenger RNA, 1734 nt
Organism: Komagataella phaffii GS115
Lineage: Eukaryota; Fungi; Ascomycota; Pichiomycetes; Pichiales; Pichiaceae
Product: putative transporter
Exons: 1
Coding region: 1-1734 (577 amino acids)
Biological process (GO): xenobiotic detoxification by transmembrane export across the plasma membrane
Cellular component (GO): membrane
Molecular function (GO): antiporter activity; xenobiotic transmembrane transporter activity
Source: RefSeq, a predicted model, not a curated record
AUGUCUACUUUUGAGGAGACUUUUGAAGGAGACGAUGACUCCUACGUCUCCUUGACCUCGCAGGCUCUUGCUUUGCCCAAUAGCAGCGCCCCCAGAAGGGGGUCCAUCAUACUUUCUAAUGGUCCUAGUUUGACCUAUCGCACGUUUCCAAAGCGCAUGUCCCUCGAUGAGUCGGAUGGGGAUGCCAUGUCUCAGGUGAACUACGGAUCGAUUCUAGAUGGUGCUGAUGUUAGGUCUUUUUCAAGUAGAAGGCCCUCGUUGACCAGUAUUAGGGGGCAGAGUUUGCGAUAUGCCAUGUCUCAUGGGACGUUUCAUGAGUCUUCCACUAGUUACAUUACAGAGAUCAAAAUGCUAACCAAGUUUUCUAUUCCAUUGGUUGUAACUUUUCUGCUUCAGUAUUCAUUGACUGUGUCCUCGGUGUUUUCGGUGGGUCAUCUAGGAGAGAUGCCGUUGGCAGCAGUGUCUUUAGCAUCAAUGACUGCCAAUGUCACAGCAUACAGUAUUAUCCAGGGAAUUGCUACGUGUCUGGACACGCUUUGCCCCCAAGCAUUUGGAAGAAAUGAUCAUCGCAUGGUGGGGGUACAUUUUCUUAGAUGUACGACAUUCCUCCUAUUACUCUACAUCCCAAUCUUCUGCCUUUGGUUCUGGGGAUCAAAACCUCUUCUCUUGAGAAUUGUUCCCAAUCCAGAGCUCUCAGGGUUGGCAAGUCAAUACCUCAGGGUACUUGCUUUUGGACUUCCCGGAUUCAUUCUGUUUGAAAACUGCAAGCACUUUCUUCAGGCCCAGGGUAUAUUUCAUGCCUCAACCUAUGUAUUAUUGUUCUGUGCUCCCCUGAACAUGCUUCUUAAUUAUUUGUUGGUCUGGGACAAAAAGAUUGGAUUGGGGUACAUAGGUGCACCGGUAGCUGUUGUCUUUACUAAUUGGCUAAUGGCUGCCAUGUUGAUAGUUUAUAUUGCCAAGGUCAAAGGCCACGAGUGCUGGUGUGGAUUUUCUAGGGAAGCCUUCAAGAAUUGGAAACGAAUGCUAGAUCUCGCAGGCCCGGGUGUUCUAAUGGUAGAAGCUGAAUGGUUGGCUUUCGAAAUCAUUACUUUUUUUGCCAGCCGUUUCGGUCCUACUGUUUUAGCAAGUCAAACGGUAGUCUCAACAACUUGUGUUCUGAUGUACCAGAUUCCAUUUGCCGUCUCUAUUGCUUCAUCCACAAGAGUCGCAUGGUUUAUUGGCAGUGGGUCUAAACACGCUGCAAUUUUAGCUGUGAAGGUUUCCAUGCUAGUUGGUCUCGUUUUGGGGUUAACGAAUGCCGCAUUUCUCUUCAACUUUAGACAUACAAUUGCAAGUCUAUUCUCCUCAGAUACUGAAGUCAUUGAACUUGCUAGUAAAGUUCUUAUUGUUGGGUCGAUCUAUCAGGUCAACGAUUUUAUCUCAUGCAUUGCUAGUGGGGUGUUAAGAGGUCAAGGACGACAAAAGAUUGGGGGAUUUCUCAACCUUUUUUCUUACUACGUUGUGGCAUUACCUAUUGCAUGGUACUGCGGAUUCCACUUAGGCAUGGAACUGCUGGGAUUAUGGUAUGGAAUGGUGAUUGCAUUAAUUUUAGUCUCGACGUCGGAAAGCUUUUUUAUAUGGCUGUCAGACUGGGACGGAAUUAUACAACAAAGUAUAGAUGAUGCCAUACAUGAUAACUGCUCGUUGUUUGGUAAUCCUUUGUCACGAAUUGUGUCUUCCAUCAGCCACGCUUGA